Messenger RNA from Exophiala viscosa, 2508 nucleotides. Its product is annotated as aconitase family protein. NCBI's taxonomy places the organism in Eukaryota, Fungi, Ascomycota, Eurotiomycetes, Chaetothyriales, Herpotrichiellaceae. The record is from RefSeq and is a predicted model, not a curated record. The transcript is spliced from 4 exons. Bases 1 to 2508 code for a protein of 835 amino acids.
AUGGCCUUAGCAACAGAGUCUCAGAAAAAUGUCCUAAGCCCUGAAGAAGGACAGCUCGCACAAUCCAUCUUGGGUCCUGGAGUUGAUGACUUCAAAACAAAGCUGCAACGCCUGCUGUCUCAGACGAGGAGAGUACGACCAGAUGACUUGGUGUUCGAUUCUUCAAGGACGGCAGACACCAUCCCUGGAACUCUGAGUUGCUAUAUCUCUGCAUUGACAGAGGCAGACAAACCUGCCGAAGCAGAAGCUUUACAGCAAGUUUAUGACAAAGUGGUUGACAGUCCAAGUUUCGGAGGACUCGGCUUGACUGAAGGCGCCCAAGCGUCUGCUCAUCAUGAGGCCGAAGCCGUCUUCUUGGUUGAAGCCUGGUUGAAUGCAAUCACUUCACGAGAACGGGCGCGAGACUAUCUGUCAUUUCUCAACGCCCCUGCUCCAGGAACCAGACCUAUGACACUAGCAGAAAAGAUCUUCGCCCAGCAUGUGAUUGGCGAAAAGUCUACGCAUGGCCUCAAAGCAGGUGACGUGGUGAGAGUGGGCGUUGACUGGAUCCUGGCAUCAGAAUUGUCAUGGCAGGGCAUGGAUCGGACGCACAAAGAACUGGGAUCUCCCGGGAUCUGGCGAAACGACCGUUUUUGGCUGGCGGGCGAUCAUGUCUACCAUCCAGCUCUCGCAUCCAACCCCAAGAUCAAAUCAUUCCUAGACGUCGCCGAAAAGGCUAAGAACGAGUUCAAAAUGACCGAGUAUCAGGGCAUGAAUUACACCAUCAUGCAUACUGAAUUUGUGCGAGAACGAGUCGAACCAGGAAUGCUUGCAAUCGGAUCCGACUCGCACACCUGUUCAGGAGGAGCGGUCGGCUCGUUGUCACUCGGCCUGGGCACCGCGGAUGUCAUGAUGGCUCUGGCUUUGGGUGAGACGUGGUUCAGGAUCCCGGAGUCCAUCUCCAUCGAGCUGGUCGGCAAGCCCGGGGUGGGUAUGACCGGCAAGGACGUGAUUUUGAAUAUUCUGGGAGAGCUCAAGCGCAAUACCGUUGCUGCUGAGCGGAUCGUUGAAUUCACUGGUGACGGGCUCAAGUAUUUGUCGUGUGAUGCCCGGUUUGCCAUCUGCAACAUGUGCACUGAGUUCGGAGCUAUCAGCGGCAUUUUCGUGCCCGACAGCAUUACUCGCGAUUAUAUCGCGCGACGGCGACGGAAAGCGAACCGCCAAAAGUCGCUGUACUUUAAGCCUGACGCCGACGCUGGGUAUGCUGGAAAGUAUACUAUUGACCUGGCGAGAGUCGAAGCUUCGGUCGCUGUGUACCCGAAUCCAGACGACGUGGUUCCUGUCUCGAAAAAGGCAGGUCUCGAGCUGGACGGCGUGUUCAUUGGCGCUUGUACAACGACUGAAGAAGAACUCGUCCUUGCUGCGCUCGUGCUGAAGGUUGGAUUGGACAAGGGUUUGCCGAUCGCGAAGGGGAAGCGACAUUAUGUUCCCGGAUCGCUGCCUGUGCUUGAGAGGUUGAAGGAGCUUGGACUCUUAGAGGUUUACGAGGCUGCGGGGUUCACUCGUGGACUUCCUGGGUGCUCUUUCUGCGUGGGCCUCUCAGCGGAAAAGGCGAAUGAGGGAGAGACAUGGUUGAGCUCGCAGAAUCGCAAUUUUCAGAAUCGCAUGGGGAAAGGCGCCUUCGGGCACGUUACGACGGCCAUUGUAUGCGCUGCUUCCAGUUUCAGCCUCACGAUCACCAGUCCGGCCGAAUUCUUGAGGGAUAUCGACCUCGAUUUCUUCAGGCGGUACAGUCCAUUGGCUGGCAUGAGCUAUGCCCCGAUCGAAUACGUCGAGCCUGAUUUGACGUCGAAGCCGGGACGAUCGAUUGAAUCGACGACCGCUGCUGACACAAGGAUAGAGCUCGGGAAGGAAGGUCCACAGAAAAGGCUCGAUAAGAUAUCGAGCAAAGUCGUGACAUUGGGAGAUUUUAUCGAUACUGACGCGCUAGCUCCCGGGCCAACACUGACCACAUGCGUCACGGAUGAAGACUUCGGCCACCACGUCCUCGAGCAUACCCAUCCUGAGUUCCGCGCCAAAGUCAAAGGAGGCCAACAGAUUGUCGUGGCCGGGCACGCGUUUGGUGUCGGGUCGAGUCGUGAGUGCGCAGUCUCAGCUCUGAAAGGCGCCGGCGUCAAAGCCGUGUUGGCACGUUCCUUCGCCUUCAUAUUUGGCCGCAAUCAACCGAGUCUCGGACUGUUAGGCAUAACGGUGUCGGACGAUGCUUUCUUCGAAGCGGCCAAGGAAGGUGAGGAUAUCACGAUUGACAUUCCGAGCCGCAGCGUGACGGUUGGUGGGCAGGUCUUCCCGUUCAAUCUGUCGGAGAUGGAGUACAAUCUGACGAUCAAUAAUGGCAUGGCGGAGUCGUUCAGGAAGUUUGGAAAGGGGAUUUGGGAGAAUUUCACGGGGACCAAGACUGACGCGAAAUCUGUUGCCAGGGCUUUGGAGGAGGGAGGUGGUGAGAAGAAGGACACAAAGAUGGAAUGGUAG